Catharus ustulatus (Swainson's thrush) is the source of this 4643-nucleotide messenger RNA. RefSeq names its product NADH:ubiquinone oxidoreductase subunit S6 (gene NDUFS6). Bases 21 to 407 code for a protein of 128 amino acids. The transcript has 4 exons. NCBI's taxonomy places the organism in Eukaryota, Metazoa, Chordata, Aves, Passeriformes, Turdidae. The record is from RefSeq and is a predicted model, not a curated record. Gene Ontology annotation, biological process: mitochondrial electron transport, NADH to ubiquinone.
GUCACGUGGGCGGCGCGAAGAUGGCGGCGCCCGCCGCGACCUUCCGCUGGCUGCUGCCGCGGGGCCGCCCGCUGCUGUCCCGCCCGGCGCUGGCCGCCCCCACCACCCGGCCCUACGGCGUGCGGGCCUCCAACACCGGCGAGCUGGUGACGCACACGGGGCAGGUAUAUGAUGAGAAGGAUUACAGAAGAGUUAGAUUUGUUGGACGACAAAAGGAGGUGAACAAGAAUUUUGCAAUCGAUUUAAUAGCAGAGCAGCCUGUGAGUCAAGUUGAAAGCAGAGUGAUAUCUUGCGAUGGUGGUGGUGGAGCUUUGGGACAUCCCAAAGUAUACAUAAACUUGGACAAAGAGACAAAGACCGGAACUUGUGGAUACUGUGGACUUCAGUUUAAACAGAAACAUCACUGAAAGCUUAUUCCUGUGUGCUUGCAGAUUUCUGCUCAGAUGUUAACGUUCAACUCUAAAUAAACAAUAUAUUUAGAAAGCCAAAAUUUGUGUUUAUUUUAACUAUGGAAAGUCCGGUCUGUACAGUUUUAAAACCCAGCUUUUCAAGUAUUUGAGAGCUGAAUGGUAUUCCAGAAUCUGCUUUGCUUAAUUUUUAGUUUUUGUGUUUGGCAGACUUCUCAAAGGCUUGGAAGUGGUGUUUGACUGUAGUUAGGUUUGGUUUGUACUGGGUAGAUAUGUAUUCUUUUCAACACUGAAUGAGCUGUAAUUACUGGGUGAUUAACUAUCCUUGGUGUUUAUCUUUUGUUACUGUGUGACACUCCUAAUUGGUUCAUGGUCCAGUAUCUGUAGCUAGAUUCACGAAUGGAAACGCAAAGACAUUAUGGUAGUCAGCAUUACAAAACACUCAGCCCUGGAAGCAAGAUUGUCAGCCCUGAAUUAAGUAGCUGCUCUUGCUACUUGUUUAAAAGAAGCCACCAUUGCCUGGAAUGGUAAUCAGUGUGAGCUGGAGAGCUACCAUGUGGGAAAGGCAAGGACAUAACCAUUAGCCCGUCAUUUGAAGGGGUGAAUAGUAUCUGGUUCUGCUUGGGAUUCACAGCCAAAACCUCUGUAGGAACUGGGUCUUGUCAGACUCAAAGUAGGCAUUGCUCCAUGAUAGGUGGUAGCUUCUGCUCCUUUAAUACAGGUAAUUUGACACUGAGAGCAUCUACCUAAGCUGUGUGAGGCUGGUUGUGAGACAUAUCUACCCACUUGCUUAAUUUCACUUAGAUAGCAUUCCACCAUGUGAGCAUGGCUUUCAAACAGGGCCUCUGUCUGGAGCAGAAGUGUCUGAGUUUGGUUUGGUCUUUGCUUGACAAAGCAUUUUAAUCUCGUUGGUAAAUUACUUUGUUUUAAAUGCUGGUGAUGGGACAUGGUCCCAGGGGCUUAAUGCAAGGUCUGAAUGGUUCUCUCUGUAAAAGUUUUGCUUAGAGGCUGUACUGCAUGUGAAUAAUUGCAUGGACACCCCUCCUCUUUUUUAAUUCAUUCCACCUAUAAAUGCUUUACCUUUAUUUCUGUCUCCUCCCCUUAUUCUUCCCUUCACUUUCUUCCCUUCCAUUACUGCUGGUUUCAGUGAUCUUCUGGCUGUCAAUUUAUUAUUUGUAAUGACCUAGGUUUAGGAAGUACUAAUUAGAGUUACACAUUGUUUUGUGAUGUAGGUUACUGAGCACUGACCUUUCUAUAAGGCCAGGGUCUGCUAUGAAGGUUGUAAUUUUGUGAUGUUAGUGCAGUGGCCAAGUUAACAUUUGUUGUGUAGCACCUGAGCAUGUACAAAGAUGGCAACAGGUCCUUCCAUGAAACCCAGUAAUUUGCAAUCUGACCUUAUGCAGAUGAUCUGUCAGCUGAGCAUAAAUGGGAUGUUAUGAACAGUCUUCUGAUGAGUCUUAUGCUUGAGCUAUCAGUGUCUAUCUUGAAGCAUGAAUCUGGUUGCAUUUUACUCUGGCUCUCUACCAGUUUGUAGGGUAUUUUAGCUGGCAGAGUUCUCUCAUGGUGCAAUCAUCUCUGCAAAGAGACCUGAAGCAAAUAAUUGUGUGCAGUCCUCUUCCUUGGACCUUUGAUGUUCUAAUGAAUAAUAUAUCUGCUUGGAUCACGGCUGCUCAUAAUAAAUUAACAGUGUUUAAAUUGGCAGCAUCUGCUGAGAACCCUGACAAAUCCCAUCCCACUGGUCUAACUAUGGAAUGCUGUUCUUGGAUGUUCUCCCUGAAGUACUUGUGCUGUGCGAAGCUGUUGACACCCAUGGAACAAAGGCCUCUGCUUUGCUCUGGUGAUCUCCAUAGGAUGACUUUAGACUUUGCUUCAUAUCGGUUCCUGUGUGCUAGAUUCAUGUAUCUGCUUGGGAAUGACUGUUUAUAGGAAGUCUUGCACUUUGAACUAUGCCAUCCACAUUCCUGUGGAAAGGCCAGCCUUGAUUUGCAGGAGAAAGAAGUGAGGAAAAGCAAGAACUUUACUGGUUGCCCCAAAGCAGAUGCAUGUGGAAGUGGAUGUGUGAGGAUAGACUGGAACACGUCAGCGUCAAGGUAAAGGUAGACUAAACCAGGUAAGUAUCAAAGCAGCUUUGCAGUGCCCAGGCCACAAAUUCAGGCUUAAAAGCUGUAAUGGAAUAAAACUUUCAGACUUAGAUUCUGUCAGUCACUGUUUUGUUCCCCAUAGAUAAUUCAUCCCAGGCUGGAACUACAGUGUCUGAUUAGCAGAGUACAAACCAUAGUUUAUCCUCUAUCACUAGGGAAAUGACCAAAGCAUGAUAAUGGUCACAGCUUUAUCUUGUUUUACCUAGUAAAACCAGAUAGGCUUUUUUCUCCUUUAUUGCCGAAUGUAUAAGAUUGGUGAAAAUAACUAUGUAUUUUAACUUCCAAAAUAAAUAAGGACUGUCCAUCCUUUUCCCCACAUGGUAGUUCUCUGUCCUCUAAUUAAAAGUUAACUAAAAUGUAUUUGCAAGGCAAGUUCUGUUUACAAGAGCACAAAUCAUUACUAAGACUGGCACAAUAUGCAAAAGCACUUUUUCCAAAAUUUUUCGGUUGUAUACCAUCUGCUUGUGCUCUGGAAGUUGCUCUUGUAAAAGUCUUCUCCAAGUCAGCAAAUAGUAUCCCUAAAUUUCUCACCCUCUGACCUGCUAUUAAUGCAUGCCCUUUUAAUUUAAUGCUGUUGCCAGUAUCCGACAAAAUACAGCAUGCUCUAAUAGCAAUAGAAAUGUUUGCUUUUGUAAUAUUCAUGUUGUUGGUAUUGCUUAGUGUGUUCUCUGCUAGUGGUUCACACUGUUUUGAGAGGCAAUACUUGUUGACUUAGAGCCAGUGUUAAAGGAGGCCACGUGGGUUAAAAACUUAUCCCCGUGUUUGGUGGACAGCUAGAAGAUCUGUGAAGUUAAGGAAUGUGUAUGUUGUAAAUGGUUGAAGGAAAAUGAGAACAGAGGACUGAUAGUAAGCGUAACUAAAGCCUAUAUGGAGCACUGAAUUAUGUUAGAAUUAAGUCGAUGUGUUGGUCUAACAUGAGAGGGAUGUGAUGGAAUUGUAAAGUGGUGUUAAAAGAUUGGCAAAUUAAAAGAUGUAUGUGUUAUAUUAUGUAAUUGUAUAAGAGGAAGUCAAUGCAAUAAUUUCCAGUAAUAGGCACUCAAGGGGUUGCUCUUUAGUAAGCAGCUAAAUUUAGCCAUUUUUAAAUUGGUAUGCUCAGAUAAUGAAUUUCAACAGGGCUGUCCAAUGAGCUUCCUGGAGCAUUAAUACUGAUUUUUUUUUUAUAAGCUUUGAAAUGCUGGAGAAAGAGCACAAAAAUGGCUAACUUGCCAACAUUCAAAGAGGGUAAAAGGCAUGACCUGGAUAAUUACAUGUCUGUCAGUUAGACAUCACUUCUGGGCAAAAUAAUAAGGGACCUAAUUAAUAAUGAAUUAAAGAAGUGUUGUAUAAUUAGUGCCAAUCAACAUGAGUUAUAGGAAAGCCAGGCCAUGUCAAGUUAGCAUGAUGUAUUUUUGAUGAAAUUAGAAAAAGUGGUUGAUAAAACUAAAAGCAUUAAUGUAAUAUCCUCUAAUUUCUUUGAAGAUUAGAGUUAGUAGUCCAUAUUUUGAUUCAGAAAGGAAAGUCUUGUGUAAUCAACCAGCAACACUUCACAUAUUUUACAUGUGUUAAAGGGUAGAUAAUUCAUAGGUGUGUAACUGUCAGUGUAAAAUGAGACUCUUUGCUGAAAGGAUGCAUUCUUCUUGGACCUCUCAUGGCAUCCUUUCUCAGUCCUAUGGCACUUAGCUUCAUAGGAGUGUCCAAAAAAUCAUGUAAGAGAGUCUGAUGGUUUGCUGAGGGUUGAAAGAUUGAAGCAUUGCUAAGGGAGAGGAUUCAGCAGUGAUUCUGUUCACUGCCACUUAGACAGCUAACACUGACACAAAGCUGAAUGUAUUUCAAUGGAAUGAAUGGUACAGGAAAAAUGAAAUGCUGUCUGUAUUUAUUUGUAUUGUAUUUCUUUGAAGUGAUAAUUGUAUCAAUCUAAUUUUCAAUUCAUUCUGCGUGAGUAGCAUCCCUCAAACUUCAGGUUACAGGAAAUACUGACCACUGCAUUUGACUGGGGGAGUUUGUUGAUCAUCAAGUGCUAUGAAUUUCCAGUGAAAUUCUGUGUCUUAAAUAACUUUUAUGAACUUUGGAAGAAGAAAUAGAGAUGUGUUCACCAGGCACAUCUUUCUGAAUUUUA